This is a messenger RNA of Phialemonium atrogriseum, 1719 nucleotides long. Its product is annotated as NmrA-like family-domain-containing protein. NCBI's taxonomy places the organism in Eukaryota, Fungi, Ascomycota, Sordariomycetes, Cephalothecales, Cephalothecaceae. Gene Ontology annotation, cellular component: nucleus. The coding region runs from base 360 to 1313 and encodes 317 amino acids. The transcript has 3 exons. The record is from RefSeq and is a predicted model, not a curated record.
CUUACCAAUCAUCCACCGCUGGCUUCAUAUGCCUGACAUGGUAGCAUCCUGGCGUCUGGAUUCAGCAACGAAGGCCGAGAAAGCGAUGGUGUUGUCAGACUAUCACGGUCCGGCGUUUCGGAGUCCGGACGACUGGUGCGGGAAGUUUCUGUAACCGAGAGAACACUAUGGCAGUAUUGGCAGACAGAAACAGGCAAGAUAGUAUCCAUGUCUUUGCCAGGCGUCAUGGGCUGGCGACCAACAAUAUAAAGUAUAAAGCACCCGUUGUUGGACCCGUGCCACCCUCACUUUAAGCCCUCCAACCUUCCCACUCCUCUCAACAAUACCACCGAUCAGCCAAGACAAAACCCAGUACCACAAUGGCCGGCAAGAAGAUGAUCACCGUGUUCGGCGCUACGGGAGCUCAGGGCGGCGCCGUCGCUCAGACAUUCCUCAAUGACCCCAAGUUGAAGUCCGAAUGGAGCGUCCGGGCUGUUACUCGCAACACCACCAAGGAGACGGCUAAGAAGCUCGAGAGCCAGGGAGCCGAGGUCGUCAGCGCCGACAUGAACGACAAGUCGAGCCUGGCUAAGGCCAUGGCAGGCGCCUCUGCCGUCUUCGCUGUGACCAACUACUGGGAGAAAAUGGACAUGAAGCUCGAGAUCCAGCAGGGCAAGAAUCUGGUCGAUGCCGCGAAGGAGGCAGGCGUCGGACACUUCGUCUGGAGCUCCCUUCUCAACAUCACCAAACUAAGCAACGGCAAGCUGCCCAAUGUCUUCCACUUCGACAGCAAGGCCGAGGUGGAAGAGUACGCCCGCCAAGUCGGCAUCCCGGCCACCUUCUUCCUGCCGGGGUGCUACAUGUCCAACUUCCCGGGCUCCAUGUUCCGGCAGAUCUCGCCGGCUGACCCAUGGACGCUCAUCAUGCCCGUGCCGGAGACGGCGUCGAUCCCCGUGUUCGACACCGUCGACACAGGCAAGUUCGUCAAGGGGAUCGUGCUGCACCGCGACUCGCUGCUGGGCGAGCGCGUCUACGGCGCCACCACCUACAUGACGGCGCGGGAGGUCGUCGACGGGUUCAAGAGCGCCUUCCCCGUGGAGGGCAGCACGGCCGGCUUCUUCGAGAUGCCGCACGAUAACUACUUGUAUGCGCUGCAGGGCAUGGGCAUACCGGACUUCGCCGCCCAGGAGCUGCUGGAGAACAUGCUGCUGUUCGCCGAGUUUGGGUAUUUCGGCGGCGCCGAGCUGGACAAGAGCCAUGCGAUUCUGGAGGAUAAGCUGACGACGUGGGAGGACCAUGCCAAAAAGGCAUCCUCGUUUCAAGGGCUGAACUAGCCUAGGGAUUUACCUAGGUAUUGGCGGGAGAAAAGACUCGCGAGUUGAGUCAUGGCGUUCAUCCUCUUUCCUGUUUCUGUCCUGUAGCUUUGGUUCCGAAGUUCCAAGUUCCAAUACUUCGCUUGGGUUAUUUGACCGCUGGAGUGGCCCUGGAGGCUCCGGGUUUUCAUUAAGCAUCCUUUAUGGACUGACAAAGAGCUAAAAAUAGCUAAAGAAUUCAGCCAAUAUUUCCAACCUUAACCAGCGGUGCCUAGGCCUCUAGGCAAUCUCGCCCCAAGUUGCUUGCAGCCUGAAAGUGCUGGUUGGCUGGAGGCAGAGAGUUGUUAGAGACGGUCAUAUCAAUGCCUACCUACCCCCCUGCUAGGGUAUUCGCAGUGUGGUUGUUGCAAUUAUAUGUGUAAUAUGA